Molecule: messenger RNA, 1173 nt
Organism: Enterobius vermicularis (human pinworm)
Lineage: Eukaryota; Metazoa; Nematoda; Chromadorea; Rhabditida; Oxyuridae
Source: the annotation of a GenBank genome assembly
AUGACUUUAAUUCUUGCACAAAAAAAAAUUUUUUCAGCCAGUUUUAAUGGAAUUUUAAAAGACGUCUGUUUUUUUUUAGAAGCUGUGGCUAUUAAUGUUUCUAUUGUUGUCAGUAACAUUAGAGCAGUCUCUGAAGUCACUAUGGAUUACAAUUUGGAAUUAUUUUACCGUGAAAGUUGGGUUGAUCGACGACUUUCCUACGAUAUUACACGAUUCAAGAAUAAAACUGAAAUUGCACUUCACGAAAGUUUUAUUGACGGUAUUUGGCAUCCAGAUACAUUUAUGCCAAAUGCUAUUGCAUCUAAAUAUCCAAUGAAAAAAUCUAUUUCACAUCGAGCUUUAUUAAGGUUAAAUCACGAAGGAAAUCUUUUGUAUAGUCGACGAUUAUCGGUGUUGGCUGAAUGUCCAAUGGAUUUAACACUUUUUCCAUUUGAUACACAGAUCUGUAAACUGGGAAUUGAAAGUUAUGGUUACACAGCAGAACAAGUAAUUUAUCGUUGGUCUACGGGUUCUAAGGUAGCAUUAAAGCUGCAUAAAAUUAGGCUACCAGACUUUCAAAUCAAACAGGCAUAUGUAACAAGUCAACUAGAAGCAUAUGCUACUGGUAACUACAGUCGCCUUUAUGUGUGCUUUAUAUUCACCAGGUCUGCGGGUUUCUGCUUCUUACAGUUAAUUAUUCCCUCAACUGCUGUUGUUAUCACUUCUUGGGUAUCUUUGUGGAUGGAAAACGAAACGUCUUUCCAGGAUAUGAUUUCUAUUAUUCUUACAAUAACAUUUCUGCUAUUUUCAUACAAUGAAGUUAUGCCACGGGUCAGCUAUAUCAAAGCUAUGGACGUAUAUUUAGGUGUUUGCUUUUGUAUCGUAUUUUUAUCGUUAAUCAAAUUAGCGAUAAUUAAGUAUAUGCGGCAAAGAUUAAAAAUAACACGGUACGUUAACACGCAUAUGUUUUACAUCAAGUUUAUUAUUUUACUAAAGAACUCUUUUUCAAAAGUAAAAAUUGAAUUUACUCCACGUUUUACGCAACGGUUUCAUUGUCUUACACAGAUGAUAUUCUUAUUUGGCUUUGUAACAUUUUGUUUCUUUUAUUUUCUAAUCUAUCCAAAUAUUCAUGAAGCACCAUACGACGAGAAUUGUGAUCGAAAAGAUGCUGAAUGGUUUGCUCCAUUGCUUUAG